AUGACCCCGAAUUUAGAUAUGCCUCCAGCAACAGACAUUGAUCACAGCGAUCCAGAACAUGACUCUGAGGAUGAUGCUGCAGCUAAGCGUGAAAAAGAGCUCAUUACCAGGGUCGAAGCUUACCUAUACGAAAACCAAGAUGAAGAUACAGUAGAUAUAGAGAAGUUGACAACUUAUCUUAGGAGAAAGUACAAGAAUUAUAGGAAUAAAAAUUCACGUCCAACUUUCUCCAUGGUGAGUCGUGCGUUUGAAAUAGUUACUGAAAAGCUAAACGAACAGAACAGAACGCUGUGCGAAGACUUUAGUGAAAUCGAUGUUGAGAACGUUGAUGAAUCUUUCCUAAAGAGUCAAAAAAAAUCGAAUAAGGAUGAUGCAGAAGUACUAGUGAAUGAUCUAAGUUGUAUUCCUAGUUCUGAGAAAAACGGGAUAAAUGUUAGUCACGCGGCCUUGGAUGGCUCUCUAUUAUAUAAAACCCAUCAGACUAAAAAUAACAAUGCUGACGAGUCCCAAACUUUUCGAAAGCCACAAAAAUUAUCAAAAAAACGAGAUAACGACUCUGGUGUCCCCCCAUCACUUUUGAAAAAAAAGACAAAGGAAUUUCCUGUUAUAAAUUCAACAAAUACUUUUCACGAUGUUGGUGGCAAUGAACAGCUAGUGAUGAAAAUUGUAAAGAAAAUUAAACACAUCAAGCAUCCAGAAAUCAUAGAUAAAUUUAAACAAAAAAGCCCACCAAGGGGUUUCCUCCUCUGUGGUCCACCAGGUUGUGGAAAAUCUCUAUUGGCUCGUGCAAUUGCUGGGCAACUAAAUAUACCGUUGCUAGAGGUAGCAGCCACUGAUCUUGUGGCCGGUGUAACUGGUGAAAGCGAAGAAAACUUGAGGGAUCUAUUCGAUCAGGCAAUAGCUAUUGCUCCCUGCGUUUUGUUUUUAGACAAAAUUGAUACAUUAGCUACUAACAGGGAAAAUGCUCAAAAAGGAAUGGAGAAAAGAAUCGUCCACCAGUUGUGUGCUUGCUUGGACAAACUUAGCCAAUCGGAGAGUAAAGACAAAGUACUUGUUGUGGGUACAACAGAUCAGCUAGACUCUCUCGAUCAAUCAUUACGUACACCCGGACGUUUUGAAGAAGAAUUUUGUUUAUCAAUACCUAACAAGGAGGCUAGAACAAGUAUCCUUAAAAUCCUUACGAAAGGAGUGAAGCUUGCUCCAGAAGUAAACUUGGAAAAAAUCGCCCAGAUGACUCCAGGCUACGUCGCAUCCGAGCUCGAUAAACUUAUCAACGAGGCAGAGGAUAAAGCUCUAGAGCGAGUUCUUCACGAUGAUUUUGAUAAAUCUAUCGACUGGGAAACUGACUUAAACGAGUCUCUAACGGUUGAUCAAUUGAUGAAACUAAAAGUUAAAGAACAAGAUUUCGAGGCUGCUCUUAAAGUAGUGAAGCCAUCAGCUAAGAAAGACGAAGGCUUUGUCUCAGUACCCAAUGUCUCAUGGGACGAUAUUGGAUCUCUGCAGGAUAUUCGCGAGGAAUUGCAACUAGACAUUUUGGCACCUGUCAAGUACCCUGAAAUGUACGACGAAGAUUCAGAACUAGAAACUGGUGUAUUGUUAUGUGGACCACCAGGUUGUGGCAAAACUCUGUUGGCCAAAGCUAUGGCUAACGAAGCUGGCAUUAACUUUAUAUCUGUCAAGGGGCCAGAGUUUCUGAACAAGUUCGUCGGUGAGAGCGAGAAAAACGUGCGCAAGUGCUUCGCCCGAGCACGUAACGCUGCUCCAUGCAUAAUUUUCUUUGAUGAGCUUGACGCCUUGUGCCCAAAACGAUCCGAGAUCGACGGUAACGCGACGUCGAGAGUUGUCAAUGCAAUGCUUACUGAACUCGAUGGUGUCUGUAAUCGUAAGGAUGUUUUUGUCAUGGCAGCUUCAAACAGACCCGAGAUAAUUGAUCCAGCACUGCUGAGGAGUGGACGGUUUGACAAAAUCCUGUAUGUUGGUCUACCGAAAGCCAGAGAUCGAUAUCAUAUUUUGUCAGCAUUGACGAAAGGUAGUUCCCACUAUCUACUUGCACAAAUCAAUCUUCGAAGCAUAGCUGAUGAUGUUAGGUGCGAAGGCUUCUCGGGAGCGGAUCUCAAGGGACUCGUCAAGCAAGCCAGAAGAGAGUACGUCCGUGACAAGAUAAGUGGUAAAAUCAGAUCGAGCAUCAUUCAAUCAAGGCACUUUGAAAGGGCUCUUAAAAAAAUAAAACCGACAGUGAAAAGAAAGCAUAUGAAGCGGUAUGAGAAGUUGGAAAAGAUGUACUCUAUAGAGCGUAUGGAAGAAAAAAAACAGCGACACGAAGAACCUAAGCAAGUGGUUGUGAAAAAAGAAAAGAUAGAUCGUAGAGAUAACAUAGUUAAAACAAAAAAGACAGAAAAGUGUGACAGUGGUGUUGAGGUGAUAGACUUUACCGUAGAUCAAGUGUUGAUGGCUAGAGUAAAGAAGUAUGCAGAAAAGAUGAAACAAAAGCCUGGUGUUACGAUAACAGUCACUGAUACAGCCAAUCAUCUCAAAAGGGAUUACAAAGAGUAUCGCCAUGUCGAUUAUGACACGGUUUUUGAAUCAGUGCGUGACGUUUUCGAUAUAAUGGUAGGAAAGUCACCCUAUGAAAUUCAAAAAUCAAAGGAAAAUUCUGGUCGACAAACUCCAGUAAAAAGUCGUCAGGAAAAUCGUCCUAGGUCAUCGCUGAAAAGAUCACACAGCGAUACCAAUAUUAACUCUACGAACUCAUCACCAGCAAAAAAAAGUAGUAAAAAACUAAAAGUGUCUCCGACUUCUGAGUCAAGAAAACAUAUCUCCUCAAAAAGUUCCAAGAAAAAAAUACACGUCGAAGCUGGCUGUUGUACUUAAAUAUUUACAGUUACUAUUGAUAUAAGAUCAUUCGUUAAU
Molecule: messenger RNA, 2910 nt
Organism: Copidosoma floridanum
Lineage: Eukaryota; Metazoa; Arthropoda; Insecta; Hymenoptera; Encyrtidae
Product: nuclear valosin-containing protein-like
Biological process (GO): ribosome biogenesis
Cellular component (GO): nucleus
Molecular function (GO): preribosome binding; ATP binding; ATP hydrolysis activity
Source: RefSeq, a predicted model, not a curated record